AUGACUUCAGAAAACUUUAUGCAGACAGCCAUUCCUCGUUUUGAUGGUCACUAUAACCAUUGGAGCAUGUUUAUGGAGAAUUUUCCAAGAUCAAAGGAUUAUUGGCAAGUGGUUAUGGAUGGCAUACCGGAAUCAGCUGAAGGCACAACAGUGUCAAAGCACAGGCAGCAAUAUUUGUCUAAGUUGCGUGGAGAGGAAUCCAAUUUUGACGAACAAGAGGAAGAAGAGAUAUCCUUGUUGAUGGUUUGCUACAUGAUGAAGGAAACAAGUAAGAAUUUAUGGUAUCUCAACUCUGGAUGUAGCAAUCAUAUGAGUAGAGAUAAGUCAGUUUUCUCCACCUUAGAUGAAUCUUUUCGAGAUAGCGUGAAGUUUGGGAACAACACUAAAUUUUCAGUCAUGGGAAAAGGGCAGGUUGUAAUUCAGACCAAUAGAGAUUUCACCCAUACAAUUGCUGAUGUUCUCUUUGUUCCAGAUUUGAGGACUAAUCAUCUGAGCUUUGGUCAAUUGCAAGAGAAAGGUUAUGAAAUAUCUAUAAAAGAUGGAGUUUUUAGAAUUUUUUAUACCAACUUGGAUUAA
Molecule: messenger RNA, 576 nt
Organism: Lycium barbarum (goji berry)
Lineage: Eukaryota; Viridiplantae; Streptophyta; Magnoliopsida; Solanales; Solanaceae
Exons: 2
Coding region: 1-576 (191 amino acids)
Source: RefSeq, a predicted model, not a curated record